AUGGCAUGCUUUGUGCCUUUUAAUGAUAGAAAUUUAGAUAUAAGCUUUUUUGUGUUUAGGCCAACUGUUGUACUUGAGGAUGAUCUUGUGAAGGCCUUAAAACACUUCUCUUUAUGCACUGAGACUCUUGGCUGUGUUCACAGUGCUGUAUUUAGGAGUAUUCAUGGGAAUAUGAUCAUAUGGUAUGGAGCAUGGAUUAAGAGGUCUAGUGAGAACAAGGAGUUACUCAAUGCAGCCCUUAUAUCAAUGUUGGCCGAUGUAUCAAGCAUGGCUAUCUUAAUUGAUCAUAGCUUCUUUGAUGCAUAUGGUGGAGAAUCAAGAGAUGGCUCACCAGCAGCAAAAUUUUUCCCCGGCGACACGAUUUCGAUGCAUUCAGGAACCAUUACUGCUGAUACCAUGAAUCAAACUGACUUCUCCUAUGCAUGCUUAGCCAUAUUCAAAUCGCGUUUCGUAAAACUGGAAGGUGCAUCUGCUGGAGUGUGCUUAAAAUGCCGUAGUAGGCCAAGAGUGGUGACUCUUUUGGUGUGGAAAUCUCUCCAUUCCUGCUACUCUUGGAUUCUAAAUUCCGAUUAUCGGAAGACUUUUCUUCCCUAUCUUGAUGGCUUCUCUGUUGAUGUCAAGUAUGACAUUUUCAGGGUUGUUUUUGUUAGUAGUGACAAUGUACUGAACUUUCAGUACUACCCUCCUCAUCAGAUGUUGGAAAAUGUGGUAGAAAGUAAAGGAAACUAGGUUUAAAGAGAGAGAGAGAGAGAGAUAG
Ilex paraguariensis (yerba mate) is the source of this 757-nucleotide messenger RNA. NCBI's taxonomy places the organism in Eukaryota, Viridiplantae, Streptophyta, Magnoliopsida, Aquifoliales, Aquifoliaceae. The record is from the annotation of a GenBank genome assembly.